Talpa occidentalis (Iberian mole) is the source of this 2227-nucleotide messenger RNA. It is a transcript of the gene ISM2, whose product is annotated as isthmin 2. The transcript has 7 exons. The record is from RefSeq and is a predicted model, not a curated record. NCBI's taxonomy places the organism in Eukaryota, Metazoa, Chordata, Mammalia, Eulipotyphla, Talpidae. Bases 1 to 2160 code for a protein of 719 amino acids.
AUGCACAAGAGGAAAUUGGAUCAUAGGAAGGUUCUCUGUUGUACCUGCGGUGGCUACCUGGACGUUCACAUUGGUCAAAAUUCAUUGAUCUGUACAAUUAAAUUAGCAGGCAGAGCCUGGGGAGGGGGUUAUUUGCAGGCCUGCCUCCUGCUGGCCGCGCUACCCCUGGGUGUAGAUAAACACCUGCCCCAGAGCCGCAGCGUCCUGCGGGGGCUGCAGCGCGCCCCUGGCCCGCGGUGCCCUGGCGGCGCGUGCGCCCCCGCUGGGCCGUCGGCGCGCGCUGGGCUGGGCUGGCCGGGCGGGCAUCGCGGCGCCGGGCUGGAGCGCGCCCCGUGGCCGGCGGCGGCCGCUCCCCCGAGCAGGAGCUCGCUUGGGGCUGCGACGACGACGGCGGCGGGACUGGAGGCGCGAGGCGACCAGAUCAGAAAGAGCCGCCGCCGGGCCGAGACCCGCCCGGGGAAGGGGAGGGGCCGCCCCUCCAAGAGGCGGGGGACAGGCGGGCGCCCCCGCGGGCCGGAGCCCAGGAGGGCGGCGAGCAGCGAGCCCCCGCCCCGCGCGCCUCCGCCGCCCGCCCCGCGCUCUCGCCCUGGACCCCGACCCGCGCCGGCAGCCUCGGGGGAGCGGGAGCCGGAGCGGGCGGGGCGCGCGGGGCGCGCGAGGGACACGAUGCCGGGACUGCGGGGCCGGGCCGGGCUCCUCCUCGGCGCGGGGCUGCUGGCCGCGCUGCUGGCCGCGGGGCCGGGACUCCCCCUGCGGAAGCCGCGGGGCCCCGCGCCCCAGGCCAGGAGCCACGGGCGGCUGGCGGAGGUCCCAGCCUCCCCAGAUCCCAGCUCUCCUGGGGAAGAGGGGACACCCCCGCUCCCAGGAACCCGCCUCCAGGCAGGACCGUGCAGACACAGGCACCAGGUCGUCACUGAGCCAGCAGCCCUGACCCCACACAAGGCCGCUCUCCCCGGGACCCUGGAGGACACGCCCCUGCUGCUGGAGCUGCAGAAGCUGCCAGGAUUGGCCAACACAGACUUGAGUGUCCCGAACCCCAAUAUCCAGGUGACCAUUGAGGUGGUGGAGGACCCCCAGGCUGAGGUGGAGAUGGACCUGUUGGCGGAGCCCAACAAUCGCUCGCCCCAGGGCUUCCCUAGCUGGCUGCCCACCAAGGAGCUCUUCUGGCCCCUUUUCUGGGGUUACCUGGAGGCCGAGGCGAGGGGAACCCCUCUCAAGGGCAGAGCUCCAGGGGAAGAGGAGAAGAUGAAGGAGGAGGAGGACUAUUCUGUGGAGCACAGCGAGAGCAAGGACCAGGAGGGCGGCGAAGAGGAAGAUAGUUUGGAGGAGUCCGGGUUCAGCGGGGCUGCAGGCGGCUGGGAGCAGGGCUGGCUGACCCCGGGGGACUGGGCCUUCAAGGAAUCAGACAGCUAUGACUAUGAGCUGCACGAGGAGUGGAGCCCCUGGUCUCCCUGCAGUGGGAGCUGCGGCAGCGGCAGCCAGCGGAGGACUCAGCCCUGUGGCUAUGCCUGCACCGCCACCGAGUCCCGAGCCUGCGGCCUCCCGCCCUGUCCUGGCACCGAGGAUGAGGAGGACCCCUUGGGCUUCCCCAGCGAGGGGUGGCAGCCCCUGGCCCACAAUGCUACGGACAUGCUCAGCCCAGAUGUGGACAGCUGUGAGAAGUGGCUGAAUUGCAAGAGCGACUUCCUCGCCAAGUACCUGAGCCAGGUGCUGCGGGACCUGCCCAGCUGCCCCUGCGCCUACCCGCUGGAGGCCGUGUCCCGGGCUGUGAGCCUGCGGGACGAGCACCAGGGCCGCAGCUUCCGCUGGAAGGACGCGAGCGGCCCGCGAGAGCGCCUGGACGUGUACCAGCCCACCGCGCGCUUCUGCCUGCGCUCCCUGCUGUCGGGGGACAGCAGCACCCUGGCCGCCCAGCACUGCUGCUACGACGCGGGCAGCCGGCUGCUGACGCGAGGCAAGGGCGCCGGCGCGCCCGACCUGGUCAGCACCGACUUCUCGCCCGAGCUGCACUUCAAGGUGGACACACUGCCCUGGAUCCUGUGUAAGGGGGACUGGAGCCGCUACCACGCGGUGCGGCCCCCCAACAACGGCCGGGCCUGUGCUGACAACCCCCCGGAAGAGGAGUACCUGGCCCAGCUGCAGGAGGCCAAGGAGUAUUAAGUCGGGGCUGCAGAGCCAGAGCACUCGCCUUGCAGCUCCAUCCUCCUCGCCCCUGGCCACACCCGGA